Messenger RNA from Cordyceps fumosorosea ARSEF 2679, 1698 nucleotides. RefSeq names its product glycosyl hydrolase family 47 protein. Gene Ontology annotation, cellular component: Golgi membrane; endoplasmic reticulum. The record is from RefSeq and is a predicted model, not a curated record. The transcript has 2 exons. Lineage: Eukaryota; Fungi; Ascomycota; Sordariomycetes; Hypocreales; Cordycipitaceae. Gene Ontology annotation, molecular function: mannosyl-oligosaccharide 1,2-alpha-mannosidase activity; calcium ion binding. Bases 1 to 1698 code for a protein of 565 amino acids. Gene Ontology annotation, biological process: N-glycan processing; carbohydrate metabolic process.
AUGCCCUUCCCGAGACGGGCGUCGCGCCUGCUGGUGCUGACCGGGGCCGCCCUCCUCGUCCUCCUCGUCAUCCGCCUGCUGCCCUCCCACGGCGGCGGCUACGUCGCCAGUCGCGUCAUACCCCAGCGGCCCCGCGUCUUCGAGGGCUUCGACCCCGUCCACCCGAAGCAGUUCCAUCCGCCCGCCUCCAUCAAGCCGCUGCCGACCGGCACCCCGCGCCGCAUGCCCCGCGUCCAGGCCGCCGACGCCGACUUCGCCCAGACCGCCGAGACCGAGCGCCGCCGUCAGGCCGUGCGCAGGACCUUUGAGCGCAGCUUCGGCGCCUACCGCAAGUACGCCUGGAUGCAGGACGAGGUCACCCCCGUCUCCGGCCGCGGCAAGGACACCUUUGGCGGCUGGGCCGCCACUCUCGUCGACUCCCUCGACACCCUCUGGAUCAUGGGCUUCGACGCCGAGUUCGCCCACGCCGCCGAGGCCGUCACCCACCUCGACUGGGGCCACACCGACUCGACCGCCAUCAACAUCUUCGAGACCACCAUCCGCCACCUCGGCGGCCUGCUGAGCGCCUACGACCUCAGCGGCGACAAGCGCCUGCUCGACAAGGCCGUCGAGCUCGGCAACAUGCUCUACGCCGGCUUCGAUACCCCGAACCGCCUGCCCGGCUUCUGGCUCAACUUUCGCGAGGCCGCCGCCGGCGAGCUCCUCGCCGGCACCGCCGACCCGUCCGCCUCGCCCGCCUCCCUGUGCAUGGAGUUCACCCGCCUGUCGCAGCUCACCGGCGACCCCAAGUUCUACGACGCCACCGACCGCGUCACGCGCUUCCUCGAGCGCGUGCAGAACGACACCCUGCUGCCGGGCAUGUGGCCGACCGUGCUCGACUUCCAGCACGAGGAGGCCCGCGACAGCCAGUUCACCCUCGGCGCGCUCGCCGACUCGCUCUACGAGUACCUGCCCAAGAUGCACGCCCUGCUCGGCGGCCUCGACGACACCUACGAGCGGCUCUUCCGCGUCGCCAUGGACGCCGCCGAGCCCAACCUCGUCUUCCGCCCGAUGCUGCCCGGCGGCGAGGACGUGCUCUUCGCCGGCGACUACCAGGCCACCGGCGCCGCUCGCCUCGUGCCCCGCAGCCAGCACCUCACCUGCUUCGCCGGCGGCAUGUUCGCCCUCGGCGGUCGCCUCUUCACCAACGACACCCAGGUCGCCGUCGGCGAGAAGCUCGCCCGCGGCUGCGCCCUCGCCUACGCCGCCUUCCCCACCGGCGUCAUGCCCGAGAUCUUCACCAUGAUGCCCUGCGAGCGCCGCGACCUGUGCGCCUGGGACGAGCGCGCCUGGGCCAAGCAGGGGGACGAGGUCCUGCCGCGGGGCUUCGUCAACGCCUGGGACCCGCGCUACCUGCUCCGCCCCGAGGCCAUCGAGAGCCUCUUCGUGCUCUACCGCGUCACCGCCCGCGCCGACCUGCAGGACCUCGCCUGGCAGAUGUUCGAGGCCAUCAUGCGCUCCACCACCACACAGUACGCCAACUCUGCCAUCGCCGACGUCCGCGCCGAGCAGGAGACGAACAAGCUGGACUCCAUGGAGAGCUUCUGGACGGCGGAGACGCUGAAAUACUUCUAUCUCAUCUUUUCUCCCCCGGAUGUCAUCAGCCUCGACGAAUACGUAUUCAACACGGAGGCGCAUCCCUUCAAACGCCCCUCUUGA